Messenger RNA from Coregonus clupeaformis (lake whitefish), 1025 nucleotides. RefSeq names its product chloride channel CLIC-like protein 1. Gene Ontology annotation, molecular function: chloride channel activity. NCBI's taxonomy places the organism in Eukaryota, Metazoa, Chordata, Actinopteri, Salmoniformes, Salmonidae. Gene Ontology annotation, cellular component: membrane; endoplasmic reticulum. The record is from RefSeq and is a predicted model, not a curated record.
CAUUUCACCCAUUGAGCCUGUUUGGAUGCUCUGGAUCAACGUGUACAACAACUUGUUCCUGUUCCUGCCGAUAUCCAGCAACUUCGCACAGCCAUUGAAGAGGAGUGGGACAACAUUCCACAGGCCACAAUCAACAACCGGAUCAACUCAAUGCAAAGGAGAUUUCACGCUGCAUGAGGCAAAUGGGGGUCACAUACUCACUAGUAUUCUGAUCAAGUAAAAUCUUUUGAAGUUGUUACAUGUUGAGUUUAUAUUUUUGUUCAGUGUGUAUAUACAGUAUUAUUUAUUAUUAUUUAUCUUUUUACCCCGCAUUUUUCCCCAUUUGGGAUCUUUAUUAUCCACCUGCGCAGUAGGUGGCGGAAUGCAUAUAUCAUUGUUGCGAACGCCAUUAUACCAAAGAAGAGGAAGAAGAACAUCGCCAAAGACAGAUCACAGCUUGACGUUAUUGCGAUGUGUUUCUGGUUUAUGAGGACAAAGUUCUCUGUAGCAUAGCUUGUUAGCUAGAGUAGCCUCAAAUGUCAUAGUAGUAACGUUGGCUAGCUAGCCGUCUUAAAACGAAGAAGAUGUCAACAAGUGCUGUCACGACGUGCAUCAUCACUGCUGCUGUAUGCAGCCUGUUGCUCGUUGCUCAAGGGCAGAUGGACGAUGAAGAAUGGAUUGAUCCCUAUGAUAUUUUGAACUACGACGCAAGCACAAAGACCAUGAGAAAGCCUGCUGAGGUUUCACAGCUGCCGUCAUGCAACGCUGUGUUCAAGCAAUUCCUCACCAAGCUUCUGAAGGAGAUUGAAAAAUUUGGCCUGCCCAGUGAUUUCCAGAAUGAUCUCUACUACGACGCCAAAGUAAGACUGUCUCGGCAAGCGUUGGCAGAGAUCUGGACGCUUCUGGAGGGAAUGGACAGCUGUAGAAUGGGGGCUCUGGACGAUGCCCUCAGCCAGAUCCUGGUGGAUCUCAAACCACAAGAAUUCGAGGCCUCGAGAUGGCACUUUGAGGACACCUUUGGUGUGGAGAUCGACACAGUCAUGAAG